Messenger RNA from Ambispora leptoticha, 339 nucleotides. The record is from the annotation of a GenBank genome assembly. Lineage: Eukaryota; Fungi; Glomeromycota; Glomeromycetes; Archaeosporales; Ambisporaceae.
AUGCAAGAGAAUGAAGCAUAUGUUAUACCUACGAUCGAACUCGUUGGCGAAGUAAUUGAGCCCCUUACCAAGGAACCAGUUCACAUAGUUGAUCUACCAGGCCACGAAAAACUACGAUUCAAAUUCAUGGAAUUUGCACCAAUUACUCGUGGAAUAAUAUUUUUGGUUGAUAAGCAUCAAGAUUCGUCGUCUGAGGAUGUGGAAUAUUUGGGCUACGAAAAUGAAGAUUUCAAAUUCGAACAUUUGGAGAAUCGCGUAGAGUUCAUUUCUUGUUCUGUGGCGAAUAAUGAAGUUAAUAAUUUGAAAGAGUGGAUUUCAGAUGUGUAUUCUGGCUAUUAA